CAAAAGAUACAUCGAGGUUGUCCCACUGUCAGGCCUCACCCACUAAGCUGUUACCGCACCGUGAUAUAAAGAACCCGACCCGUCCACAGCCAUACAGCAAGCAAGCAGCUAAUCAAACCAAGAAUGGAUGUGCAAGUGUUAGAGAAGUUCCUCGUCUACCCCUCUCCCUCCCCAUUCCACCAACGGUCGGAUGAAUGCCACGUCCUCCCUCUCUCCCACCUCGACAACGAUCGCAACGUUCACGUCCCCUUCCGCACCCUCCGCGCCUAUGCCAAUUCCAACCCUUCAUCUCCACAUCCCGCCGAUCCCGUCCACGUCAUCUCCCAAGCCCUCUCUAAAGCCCUCUUCUACUACUACCCCGUCGCCGGCACUCUCCGACGCCGCCCAAUAGACGACCGCCUCGAGCUAUCGUGCGCCGAGGGGCAAGGCGUGCCUGUCAUCCGCGCCUCCGCAGACCGCUCUCUCGCAGCCGUCAACUACCUCGACGAACCGGGCGCGUCUUUCCUCGAACGGCUCGUGCCCGAUCCUAAUUCGGGCGAAGAGCUCCUCCACCCGCUUGUCAUACAGAUCACGAUCUUCGCGUGCGGUGGAUUUAGCCUCGGCAUGUGCGCCCACCAUUCCUUGUUCGACGGCAUGGGGUCGACGCAUUUCUUGGGCGCGGUGGCCGGGUUCGCGCGCGGGGCGGCUGAGCUGGCGAUUGAGCCCAUCUGGGACCGGGCGGUUCUGCUCGGGCCGAGAGAUCCUCCGCGGGUCGAGUUCCCUUUGAGCGAGUUUCUGAGCUUGGACAAGGAAUUCUCUGCGUACUCGACCGUGGAGUAUCCGAUUCUGCGGGAGUGCUAUCACGUGAGGGACGAGUGCGUGGAGCGUUUCAAGGGUCUGCUGCUGGAAGAGUCGGGCUCGAGCUUUACGACCUUCGAAGCUUUGGGUGCGUUCAUAUGGCGGGCCAGAGUCAAGGCCUCAGGCGUUCCCAGCGAUGCGAAGGUGAAGUUUGUCUACUCUACGAACAUAAGAAAGCAGGUGAAGCCAGCAUUGCCCGCCGGUUACUGGGGCAACGGCUGCGUUCCCAUAUACGUGCAGACGAGCGCCGCAGAGCUGGUGGAGCAGCCCGUUUGGCAGACCGCUGAGAUGAUCAAGAAGAGCAAACGGAACAUCACAGAUGAGUAUGUCCGUUCAUUCAUUGAUUUUCAGGAACUCUACUACGCCGAUGGAAUCACGGCCGGGGAACGUGUGAGCGGGUUCACGGAUUGGAGACACUUGGGCCAUUCGGCUGUGGAUUUUGGAUGGGGCGGUCCUGUGACUGUGCAGCCAUUGUCAUGGAACUUGCUUGGGAGCGUAGAGCCUUCCUUUUUCUUGCCUUACUCAUCUGCGAAUGAAGGGAAGAAGGACGGGUUUAAGGUUCUGGUGUCUUUGCCCGCAGCUGCCGUUCCGGCUUUUAAGGAGGAAAUGGAGAUUUUCAACAGCAAAUAGUAGCUGCUUUGAUGUAUUUUAAUUUUCUCAUAUAUGCUUCAAUGAAAUAUUGUGAAGCCCAUCUUUCACCAUCCAUGGUUUGUUAUGUAGUGCCUAUACAACGAGACAUGAUGUAUGAGGUGAAUAUAAAUCCCAUUUGCUCGGAUCAGACGGUUAGGAUUGCC
Magnolia sinica is the source of this 1631-nucleotide messenger RNA. RefSeq names its product taxadien-5-alpha-ol O-acetyltransferase. The transcript is spliced from 2 exons. NCBI's taxonomy places the organism in Eukaryota, Viridiplantae, Streptophyta, Magnoliopsida, Magnoliales, Magnoliaceae. The coding region runs from base 124 to 1467 and encodes 447 amino acids. The record is from RefSeq and is a predicted model, not a curated record.